AUGAAUGGUCCAGCAGAUCCCUCAAGCCUAUUCCUCAACUCCUCCCUGGCAACUUCAGAACAAUGUGGCAAAGAGACCCAUAUAGAGAACAUCCUUUUUGCCACUUUUUAUCUCCUGGAUUUCAUCCUGGCUUUUGUUGGCAAUACCCUGGCUCUUUGGCUCUUCAUCCGGGACCAAAAGUCAGGCACUCCAGCCAAUAUUUUCCUGAUGCAUCUUGCUGUGGCUGACCUGUUUUUUGUGCUGGUUCUACCCACCCGGCUGGUAUAUCACUUUUCUGGCAAUCACUGGCCAUUUGGCGAGAUCCCAUGCAGACUCAUUGGCUUCCUUUUUUAUCUCAACAUGUAUGCCAGUAUCUACUUCCUCAUGUGCAUCAGCGUUGACCGCUUCCUAGCCAUCGUGCACCCUGUGAAGUCCAUUAAACUCCGCAGGUCACUCUACGCCCACUCGGCAUGUGCCUUUCUUUGGGUUAUAGUUGCUGUCGCAAUGGCACCUCUGUUGGUCAGUGUGCAGACAGCUGAGAUUAACAACACAACUGUCUGCCUACAGCUCUACAGAGAGAAGGCAUCACGCCAUGCUCUCGUGUCCUUGGCAGUGGCAUUCACCUUUCCAUUUAUUACUACAGUGACCUGCUACUUAUUGAUUAUCCGUAGCCUGAGGAGUGGGAACAGAGUUGAGAAGCACCUGAAGGAAAAAGCCAUCAAGAUGAUCAUAGUUGUCCUAAUGAUCUUUCUGGUCUGCUUCGUACCCUAUCACAUCAAUCGCUACAUUUACAUUCUCCAUUAUGACGGCACCAAGACUUCCUGUGAAACCCAGCGAGUCCUGGCACUCAGUAACCGCAUCACUUCCUGCCUCACCAGCCUGAAUGGCGCCCUUGACCCAGUGAUGUAUUUCUUUGUUGCUGAGAAGUUCCGUGAGGCCUUGUGCAGCUUGUUUUGUGGCAAAAGAGCUGCAAUGAUGCCUCCAAGUUAUGAGGGGAAGACAAAUGAGAGCUCACUAAGUGCUAAAUCUGAACUGUGA
Molecule: messenger RNA, 1017 nt
Organism: Emys orbicularis (European pond turtle)
Lineage: Eukaryota; Metazoa; Chordata; Testudines; Emydidae
Gene: GPR17
Product: G protein-coupled receptor 17
Exons: 1
Coding region: 1-1017 (338 amino acids)
Biological process (GO): G protein-coupled receptor signaling pathway
Cellular component (GO): membrane
Molecular function (GO): G protein-coupled receptor activity; oxysterol binding
Source: RefSeq, a predicted model, not a curated record